This is a messenger RNA of Macaca mulatta (Rhesus monkey), 1870 nucleotides long. NCBI's taxonomy places the organism in Eukaryota, Metazoa, Chordata, Mammalia, Primates, Cercopithecidae. The record is from RefSeq and is a predicted model, not a curated record.
AGAGGCCUUAGAAUGAAACCUACCUGUUCACAAACUUCCCAGCCUUCAAAACUAUGAGAAAUAAAUACCUGCUGUUUACACCCAGUCUAUGCUGUUUCCUUAUGGCAACUCAAGAAGACUAAGACACCUAUUUGUGCUACAGAUGUGAAAGCAUGGAGCUGGACAAAAAAAUCCAGGAUCUGAUUGAGAGAAAUGCUUCUCCUCAUCCAAAAGGGUUCACCCCACAGGCCGUGCCAACUCACAGAAAUCUGUGUUCUCCGAGGACUCCAGGAAAAACAGCUUCCAUGGCACAUUUUGUACAGGGCACAUCUAGAAUGACUGCUGCAGAACGUUCUACAGAGCAUAACGAGUGUGCUGAAUCAUCAACAAGAAAGAACUUGACAAAUUCUCUUGAACAAAAGAUAAGGUGUUUAGAAAAACAGAGAAAAGAGCUCCUGGAAGUUAACCAGCAAUGGGAUCAGCAAUUUAGAAGUAUGAAAGAGUUAUAUGAAAGAAAGGUAGCAGAGCUGAAGACGAAACUGGACGCCGCAGAAAGAUUCCUCAGCCUGCGAGAGAAGGAGCGGCAUGAGAGGCAGAGAGAGGACGACAGGCAGAGAGAGGACGACCCGCAGCGCGACCUGACCCGGGACCGGCUGCAGCGGGAGGAGAAGGAAAAGGAACGCCUAAAUGAAGAAUUACAUGAAUUGAAGGAAGAGAAUAAGCUUUUAAAGGAAAAAAAUGCUCUUGUGAACGAGGAGAAGGAACAUUAUGAAUGUGAAAUAAAACGCCUUAAUAAGGUUCUUCAGGAUGCCUUGAAUUUCAAGUGUUCAUUUUCUGAGGACUGUUUGAGGAAGUCUCGAGUGGAAUUUUGCCAUGAGGAGAUGAGAACAGAAAUGGAAGUUCUGAAGCAGCAGGUGCAAAUAUACGAAGAAGACUUCAAAAAGGAACGAUCAGAUCGAGAGAGACUUAAUCAAGAGAAAGAGGAGCUACAGCAAAUUAAUGAAACUUCCCAAUCCCAGUUGAACAGGCUGAAUUCCCAGAUAAAAGCUUGUCAGAUGGAGAAAGAAAAACUAGAAAAGCAAUUAAAGCAGAUGUAUUUCCCAACCUGUAACUGCGGCUUGGUUUUCCACCUGCAAGAUCCAUGGCUACCAACAGGCGCUGGAGCUGUGCAGAAGCGACGGGAGCACCCACCAGACUAUCAGUGGUAUGCUCUUGACCAGCUUCCGCCAGAUGUACAACACAAGGCAAAUGGUUUCUCCUCAGAAAAGAAAGUCAAUCAGUAGAAGUACACACUAACAGAGAGGGACAACAGGCAACGGAGGACCGUGGCUGAGGACCCUCUUCUUUGUUUAUACAGAGGCUUGUUUCUGCCACGAAGGCACAUCAUCUACCCUGUUAUUUGUGCCUGGUCAUGUUUCCCUUUGGCCUGAAUACAGGAAAAGGCUUCUGACAGCUGAGAUCCUGAUCAAAUCGGAGGAGUCCGUUAUUAUACAACCAAAUACAACUUCCGGUUUCCUUGAAAUGAGACGGCAGAUGGAUGAUGCACGACUCCCUGAAAAUCUCUUCAGCAUAUUGCUGUUUGAUGCACAAAAGGGAUUCUACGAUUUAAGCAGCUCAAUGUUUGGUGCAGGGAUAUUGUAUGUUGAUUUAAAGUGCAUAUAUACGUGUGUGUGUGUGUGUGUGUGUUUCCUGGGGUAAAAAUUUCUGCAGUUGUAAAUUUUUAACAUUGCUCCCAGUCUUUUUCCACAGGGCCUUAGUUCUUUAGCCAUUUGACCAGAUGUCGUUGACCUCAGUGAACCUAAACAUAGAAUGGAAGAGGUGUAUAAAUCUCGUUAAAUUAAAUAAGUGGUUCAAUCUGAAUAAAAUCGUAAAUUGGAAGCUAUUCCUUAAA